This is a messenger RNA of Vigna angularis (adzuki bean), 5860 nucleotides long. RefSeq lists its product as uncharacterized. The coding region runs from base 119 to 5167 and encodes 1682 amino acids. The record is from RefSeq and is a predicted model, not a curated record. The transcript has 10 exons. Gene Ontology annotation, molecular function: protein binding. Gene Ontology annotation, cellular component: nucleus; exosome (RNase complex). NCBI's taxonomy places the organism in Eukaryota, Viridiplantae, Streptophyta, Magnoliopsida, Fabales, Fabaceae.
GAGGACAUAAUAGCGAUUUCAGAUUCUGUAAAUCCCCGCCCCCGAGUUGUAUCGUUUUCUGUUCGCUUUCCUCUUCAAUUUCUAGAGAGAGAAACCAAGAGAGAGAAUCGCACUCACCAUGGACCAGGCUGUUCGCCUCCGACCCUCCACCACCACCCCUGCGGCGGAGAAUCUUCACCUUCCUAAGCUCCCUACCAAAACUAGAGAGGAGGGCGAACUCUCUUCCGACGCCGACGACGAUGCCGAUGAUAACGUUGAAAGCUCUAAUGUGCAAUCCACCCAUGCCGUUGGGACUGGUUCUGUCCCAUCGGUGCGAAAGAAUACACUGGGCGUUCAGGGUGGCUCCACUAAUGUACAGUUGCAAACUACCGGACAACCAACUACGCAGAAGGACUUAAAAAAGAACCAAUUACUUCCUAAAUCUUCUCCGUGGACUGGUCAUGUCAGCACUGAUAAAAAUCUUGUGAUAAGCUUCUCUGAUGAUGACAGCGGUAGCGACCAUGAAACGAAAGGUAAUGUAUCCAGGUUAGAUAACAGUGUAAAGGGGACUAACUCAUCCUUGGGAAAAUCUAACAAGUUAAAGCAAACAAGUUUACCCAAGGAAGUGCCCAAGAGAUCAUCCUUAAGUCGCACCUUUGUCUCAUCAAUGACCAAAAUCCCUGGAUCUAAUUCUAAGGGUGUUGGAUCCAUGCCACCAGUACAAGGAUCAAGAGCUAGAAAUUUCAAUCUAAUGAACAAAAAUUUAGUGCGAGGAUUGGAUCAAGGAUUGGUGUCAAAUGACAAUAAACUUCAGGAUUUGCGGCAUCAGAUUGCAAUUCGGGAAAGUGAGCUCAAGCUGAAGGCAGCCCAGCAAAAUAAGGAGAGUGUUUCAGUUUUGAAUAGGGACCACAGUGCCAUGAACCCAAAGAAGUCAGUGUCAAUGUCUAGAAAAAGUACUCCUGUUUCCUCCGAACCUGCACAAUUUGAGCCAACAGAGCCAGCUAAGAAGCGUGUGAAACUUAGCACAUCUAAUGGUGUCUCUCAAGCUGUUAAUAGUCAGCAACAAAUUCCAGCCGUUAAAUCUUUGUCGCCAGCAGAAACCUUAGGAAACUAUUAUCCUCAGGAAAGAAACAAGGUUGAUCAGGGCCAAAAAGAUAUUCCAUUACGUAGAGCAGAGCCAAAGUCUGGCAUAUCUCGAAGGCAACCCGACAAUCAUGUUGACAAUCCAUUAGAAAAUAUGCCUCGUAGAUCAAGUGAUGGUGAUGUCAAUUAUGGUUCCAAUCAAACUGAGAAGAGUAGUAGGCUGGUGAACCCUUCUGGUGUUGCUUUGAACCAAAAUGCAGUGCCGGCAAAUAGCAAUUCAAAUACCGUGUUAAAAAAUUUUCAAGCAUUGAACAAUACAGUUCUUUUGAAUCAUAAUGGCAAUGUAAAUGCCUCAGAGCACAGCAAUCUAGAUUUACAGUCAUUUUUUGGGAUGGAAGAAUUGAUAGACAAGGAACUAGAGGAAGCUCAAGAGUACCGGCACAAAUGUGAAAUUGAAGAAAGAAACGCUCUCAAAGCUUAUCUUAAAGCUCAGAGGUCUUUGCUUGAGGCUAAUACACGAUGCACCAAUCUUUAUCAUAAAAGGGAAUUGUAUUCAGCCAAGUUACGAUCUUUAAUUUUAAGCAGUUCUGGCUUAUCCUGGCCUUCAGGGCAGCGCCAACAUCCUGAUAUAGAGUUGGAUUACUUACCGAGACUUGGAUAUGAAAUACCCACAUCAAGCUGUCAGAGGCUGGCUGACGAUAAUGAUAUUAAUAAUCCCAGUUUUGAUUCUAAUAACCGAGGAAUCAAUAAUAGGCAUUCCAAUAUAACCAAACACCAUGCUACUAGAGCAAAUUUAGGGUCCGAACCUUUUGGUGAACCAGAUGCCAGUACAUCAGAGCCAUUGCCUCAAAGGGAUAAUUAUGCAGCGGAUGAAGUUUAUUCUCCUUCGGAUGAAUUAGGUACAUCAGCUAAUGAAAAUGAAGAGAGCUCUCCAUCUGGACAUGUUUCUAAUCAUCAUUGUGAUGCUGACUAUUUUAGGAAAGAAGACUCUGUAUCCAAAUUAGUGGACAGAGAUACAACAUCAAAUGCAGUUUUUUCUAGUGAUAAUCCUCAGGAUUCCUUGCUUCUUGAAGCAAAAUUAAGAUCUGAAUUAUUUGCACGAUUUGGGACAAGAGCUAAGCAGAGAAGCAAUUCGUGUAAUGAUGUAGAGCCUGUUUCUGAACGAGGAGCUGAAAAUGAGGUUGGAAAUGAGAAAACAAAGGUGCUUCAAAAAGUUGCUGUUCCACACUCUAGGACAGAAGGUAACGAUCUUAAAGGCAUUGAGAGUCAUGACAGGAGCGUCUUCAUGGAUAUGAGAGAGAAUCAAAGUCAGCCAGACAUUGGUGGAAAUUCCCAUAUCAUUGGUUCAAGAGUUCAAGGAGAUAUGCCUUGUGAAGGUCCCCUGACUACAAAUACAUUAGACAUCCAACCUUUAAUUUUUAGGAGUGCAUUCAGUAAGCUGAGAGGAAUGUUUCCAUUCAAUACAAAUCAAUUACAGAGUAAAAUCAUUUUUAUUAAUGCUAACGAUGGUCCAAAUGAAAAUGCUACUUCCCUCAGUUCUCAUGAAAGAAAGUGUAGCAAUGUUUUAGCAAUAUCAAUGCCUGUCAAUAUUGGAAACUUACUCUCAGAUGACAGCUCCUAUGGCCACAGUGCUGCAGUUGAUCCAUUUUGGCCACUUUGCAUGUAUGAGCUGCGUGGAAAAUGCAACAAUGAUGAGUGUCCCUGGCAACACGCUAAGGACUAUGGUGUUGAAAACAUUCCGCACGCUGAUUCUAAUAAUGCAGAUUGUCAGGGGAGAUUACUAUUGCAUCAACAGAAUUGUAAUGGUGUGGCUAAAGUUCCCAAGUUUCACAAAGCUACGAUUCUACCUACUUACCUUGUUGGUUUAGAUACUCUUAAAGCAGACCAAUUUGCAUAUAAACCUGUUGUGGCACAUAGAAAUGCUCAAUGCUGGCAGAAACAUUUCACCCUUACUUUAGCUACUUCAAGUCUGCUUGGAAAUGGUGUACCUGUGGAUGGUCCGUUACUGCAUGGUGGUAAUGAACGCAUAGAGGUCCAUGGUGCAUGGAACAAACAAUUGUCAUCUUUUCAUUGGAGAAGUGGAUCUGGGCAGGCUAUGGCUGAUAGUGAACAAGCUGUUGAGAUGGCUCUUCUUAUUCUCAACCAAGAAAUUAAUAAAGUGCAGGGUGUAAGGAAGGCCCUAUCUGUACUGUCAAAAGCACUGGAAAAUGAUCCAACAUCUGUGGUUCUCUGGAUUGUUUAUCUACUCAUUUAUUAUGGAAAUUUGAAGCCAAAUGAUAAGGAUGACAUGUUCUUGUGUGCGGUAAAGCUCUGUGAAGAAUCUUAUGUACUGUGGCUCAUGUAUAUCAAUGGUCAGGGAAAGCUUGAUGACCGAUUGAUUGCUUAUGACACCGCCCUUUCAGUUCUCUGUCAGCAUGCAUCUGCCAAUCCCAAGGACAAAAUACACAAAAGUGCAUGCAUAUUGGACCUGUUUCUGCAGAUGAUACACUGCCUAUACAUUUCAGGGAAUGUUGAGAAGGCCAUUGAAAGAACUUAUGGAAUAUUCCCCACAACAACAAAAUCCAAUGAGCAUCAUCAUCUGUCACUCUCAGAUAUACUCAAUUGCUUAACAGUUUCUGACAAAUGUGUAUUCUGGACUUGUUGUGUUUACUUGGUUAUUUACAGGAGAUUGCCUGAUGCUGUAGUUCAGAAGUUUGAAUCUGAGAAAGAUCUCCUAGAUAUUGAAUGGCCCUUGGUCAAUUUAUCUGAAGAUGACAAGGUGAUGGCUAUUAAACUUGUAGAAACAGCCGUCGAAUCUAUUGAUUCUUUUGUCUAUAACGAAUCAGGAAAAAGUGAAGUUAAUCUCAGGUCUGCUCAGCUUUUUGCUCUCAAUCAUCUGAGAUGCAUGGCUGCCCUUGAUAGCAGAGAAUGCUUAAGAGAUUUGCUUGAUAAAUACAUUAAGCUGUAUCCGUCAUGCUUAGAAUUGGUCCUGGCAUCAGCUCGAAUACAAAAUCAGAAUAUUCAUGUUGAUAGUUUCAUGGGAUUUGAGGAAGCCAUUAGCAGAUGGCCAAAGGAAGUUCCUGGUAUACACUGCAUCUGGAAUCAGUAUAUUGAAAAUGCUCUCCACAAUCAAAGAACUGAUCUUGCAAAAGAAAUUACAGGUCGAUGGUUCCAAUCUGUUAAGCAAGUGCAAGAUCUCCCUAUUGGAGAGAUGAAAAUUGCUGAUGAGGGUAAUUCUGGUGGCUCAUUCAGCAUGGGUUCAAAAUUUGUGACAGACAGUUCCAGCACUGAUCAUAAACAAAUAGAUACAAUGUUUGGAUUUCUUAAUCUGUCUCUCUAUAAUUUUUUCCAGAAUGAUAAAACAGCCGCAUGCCUAGCUUUUGACAAGGCAAAGAGUACUGUUAGUUUUGGAGGUUUAGAGCAAUGUAUGAGAAAAUAUGUGAUGUUUCUGGUUUAUGAUGAGUUGAGCAUGAAGGAGGAUGGUCCUGAUUGUGUCAUUAAGAAGAUUUUGGAGUUAUAUAUAGAUGCUUCCUCCCAGGCAUUGCUAGUUCCCAAGGUGUUGACAAGAAAAUUUAUUGACAGCAUCAAGAAGCCAAGACUACAACAUCUUAUUAGUAACAUAGUAAGUCCAGUUUCAUUAGACUGUUCUCUUCUAAAUUUGACACUUCAAUCAUGGUUUGGUUCAUCUCUUUUACCCCAAACUAUUAGUGACCCCAAACAUUUAGUGGAUUUUGUUGAAGGGGUUAUGGGGGUUGUUCCUCACAACUUCCAAUUAGCUAUUACUGUGUGCAAACUAUUGAUUAAGCAAUACAAUUCUUCCGACUCAAACCCAUCCAGUCUUUUGUUUUGGGCAUGUUCAACCCUGGUAAAUGCAAUUUUGGAUUCCAUGCCAAUACCACCAGAAUACGUCUGGGUGGAAGCGGCUGAGCUUUUGCACAAUGCUAUGGGCAUUGAUGCAGUAUUUGACAGUUUUUAUAGAAGGGCUCUAUCAGUGUAUCCAUUUUCUAUCAAGUUGUGGAAAUACUUCCACAAGCUAUAUAUGACCAGUGGAGAUGCAAAAGAUGCUGUUGAUGCGGCAAAAGAAAGGGGUAUUGAACUUGGUACUAAAGAUUUAGAAACUGAUUGAAUGUAUGGUUUGAUAGGAUCAACAUAAUUGCUAAUGGGAAACGAAAUGCCAAUUUUGCUUUAUUUAUCACACGGUCUCACUCAAUAUGCAGAUAUUUUUUUCCAUCGUGGAAUAUUUUCCUCAUACUGGAAGUGGUACUGAUAACGAAAUAAUUUCAGGAGUUUGAUGUUCGGGAAGGCAACUUCUGAGGUGCAGGCAAGAUAGAUUGUAAACGAAUACUGACUCUUCUCUGCCUUUGCCACCCCCUAUUUUUUCCAUCCCCUAUCCCUCCAUUUUUCAUGUAAUUAACGUUAUUAGCAUACUUUACUGUUGCACAUCUCCUUUCUCCAACCUCCAAACACCCAAUCCUCCACUCAAGAAUCCACUUUGUAUCCACACAUGUGAUAGCCAUUCCACCGCAGGGAAAUGUUAGUAACUCACUCUUGGACACUUCUUUUAACAUUUUAUUAUUAUUAUUAGGUGAAAUCUCGUGUUGGUAACACCGAAUAACUUGAACUUAAUCUCUAUUUUGGUAUGACCAGGUUUAUCCUAUAGUGUUGAAUAGAGUGUCAGAGUUGAGUUACUAUCAUUUUUCUCCCACCUUGUCAUACUAGACAGUGGUAUCAUAUUUUGGAUAUUCCAAUUUUGCAGAACCUUUUCUGAAAGAUUGUAGAUUGUUACUUGACAGAAUGAAUGAAAGAAAAUAUUACCUAA